AUGCUGCGGGCCGCCCUGCUGCGGGCCGGGCGGUGCUGCCGGCGGGGGCUCCGGCGGGGGGGGCUGGGGGGGGCCCGGGGGGCGGGGGGGGGGCCGCGCCCGCCGGGCCUGGGGGCCGCGGAGCCCCGCGGGGGCCCGGGCAGCACGCGCUACGGACUCGUCUACACCUGCAAGGUCUGUUGGACCAGGUCCACCAAAAAGAUUUCCAAGGUAGCGUACCACAACGGGGUGGUGAUAGUUACCUGCCCGAAGUGCCGGAAUCACCACAUCAUUGCAGACAACUUGGGCUGGUUUUCGGAUCUGGAUGGGAAAAAGAAUAUUGAAGAAAUUUUGGCAGCCAAAGGGGAGAAGGUGAGGCGCGUGGCCAGCGAGGAAGCUUUGGAAUUAGUUUUGGACACUGCCGCAGCUAAAGAUUCGAGUUGUUCCUCUGAGGAAGAAAAUGGCAAAAGCCUCACAGAAGCCAUUAAGAAGGACCAACAGUGAUCAGACGGAUUUUUUUUUUUUAAAUCUUGUUGCUUACACAGAAAGAGAAUGUUGCUGGGGUUUCUUUCAUUUGUGAGUAUGUUUUAUAAAUAAAAAUAGCUCGUCUUGAUAAUUGAA
Messenger RNA from Tachyglossus aculeatus (Australian echidna), 600 nucleotides. It is a transcript of the gene DNLZ, whose product is annotated as DNL-type zinc finger. Gene Ontology annotation, molecular function: protein-folding chaperone binding; zinc ion binding. Gene Ontology annotation, cellular component: mitochondrion. The record is from RefSeq and is a predicted model, not a curated record. The transcript has 3 exons. Gene Ontology annotation, biological process: protein import into mitochondrial matrix; protein stabilization; protein folding. NCBI's taxonomy places the organism in Eukaryota, Metazoa, Chordata, Mammalia, Monotremata, Tachyglossidae. Bases 1 to 483 code for a protein of 160 amino acids.